Molecule: messenger RNA, 1499 nt
Organism: Triticum aestivum (bread wheat)
Lineage: Eukaryota; Viridiplantae; Streptophyta; Magnoliopsida; Poales; Poaceae
Product: BTB/POZ and MATH domain-containing protein 1-like
Exons: 2
Coding region: 48-1499 (483 amino acids)
Biological process (GO): protein ubiquitination
Molecular function (GO): protein binding
Source: RefSeq, a predicted model, not a curated record
UCGAGCCCUGUUUUACGCAUCUUCUUCCUCCGUUGGUCGACCAUCCCAUGGGAAACCUGCUUUGUGCCUCGGUUAAGCAGCGGUACAAAAGAGAGGGCAGCCCUCCGGCCGAGACAUGGUCGAGAAGCUCGACGGAGAGCGCCACAGCUACGCACAACUUCGAGGUGACCGAUUUCUCGUUGCUCGACGGCGUGGGUAUCGGCGUGUUCCUCAGGUCGAGCACGUUCACCGUCGGCGGCUACGAGUGGGAACUCAAGAUAUACCCGGACGGGUGGAAGGAGGAGCACAAGUCUGCCUACAUGUCGGUCACGCUGGGUUUGCGUAAAGGGCGACUGCCGGAGACAGGGGUGAAGACAACCUACACCUUGAGCCUGCUGGACGAGCAUGGGAUGCCAUCCAAACACACUGCUAGCCAUCGGAGCAUACAAAAUACCUUUGAAUGUCUUGGCAGCUCAUGUGGCUUCAGCGCCUUUGUGGAGAAGUCCAACCUGCGGCAGCUCAUGGCCCACAACGGAGGCUCCAUCACCGUCAGAUGUGUUCUCACUGUCAUGAAAGGACACCAGACGACGGAAGAUGUGCACACAGUCCUAGUCCCGCUCCCGCAGUCGAACCUGCACAUACAUUUUCUAGACAUGUUGAAGGGCGGGCAAGGCGCCGACGUGACCUUCACCGUCGGGGGCCAGUCGUUCCUCGCGCAUAGAUGCGUGCUCGCGGCGAGGUCCCCGGUCUUUAAGGCCGAGCUCUUUGGUAAGAUGAAUGAGACUCUGGCGGAGAGCAUCAAGAUCGAUGACAUGGAGCCAUCCAUCUUCGAGGCACUUCUUCACUUCAUCUACACCGAUUCUCUGCCGGAUGACCGGCAUGAGGAUAAUAGACACACGCAGAUGCAGCACCUGCUUGUUGCCGCGGAUCGAUAUGGAAUAGAGAGGUUAACGGCUAUGUGCGAAGGGCAGCUGUGUCGAAACAUCAAGGUGCAAACCGUUGCAACCACCCUUGCUUUAGCGGAGCAACACCACUGCGUGCACUGGGCGACGGGAGCCGGACGGCAGCCUGGGGGUGGAUCCGGGCGGCGGCUGCGCGACGAGCUUGAAGAUGACGACGGGAGGCAGCAGCAGCGGAUGAGCUACCGAGGGACGAGGCGGCCGGGAUGGACGGGACCGGGCACGGGGCUUCAAGGCGAGGAUGGACGGCCUCGCGCGCAGCGGAGGGAGGAGGCGACGAGGGGAAGGGGCGCGGCGGAGAGGAUGGGGCAGGGCCCGAUCGAGGAGGAGGGAGGCGAGGCCGCGGCGCUCGGCACGAGGGUGCAGCAGCUGCUGCUGUCGGCGGCGAGGUCGAGGAGGGGCACGUGGCCGCCGGAGUUGAGGACGCGGGGUGGCGUCGGGCGCGCAGGGCGAGGAGGAAGACAGGGCGCGGGGGCGGCGUCUCCCUGGUUCGGCGCGACGAGGAAGAAAAGAGGAGGGGGAUCGAGGGAGAGAGGGGGUUCGAGCGAGGGGGGCGGGUGA